This is a messenger RNA of Limanda limanda (common dab), 2772 nucleotides long. It is a transcript of the gene lzts3b, whose product is annotated as leucine zipper, putative tumor suppressor family member 3b. Lineage: Eukaryota; Metazoa; Chordata; Actinopteri; Pleuronectiformes; Pleuronectidae. Gene Ontology annotation, biological process: regulation of dendritic spine morphogenesis. The transcript is spliced from 10 exons. Gene Ontology annotation, cellular component: dendritic spine. Bases 1 to 2772 code for a protein of 923 amino acids. The record is from RefSeq and is a predicted model, not a curated record.
AUGGGCAGUGUUGGCAGUGGGGUGGCAGGAGAGCAGGAGUUUGCCAUGAAGUCUGUGGGCACGAGGACCACCCUGCCCCGUGCCCCUCCUCUCUCUCGCCGUUGCCCUGCCGACCGCAGCUGUAGUGCAGAGCGGCUGCCUCGCCCCCCAGCGACUAUAUCAGACGGGACGGCCUCUAGUGAUGAACGAGGGAGUGUUAGUAUCGGGACUGGGACCUGUACCGGGACUGACCGGCCCACCGAAACAGCCUCUUCCACCAACACUGAAUGUACCAUGGCGGCCCCGUCCAACAACAACCAGUUGGAGUGUGGUAAUGGAGCAGGCCGGAGGGAGUGGGAGAGGGAACGACAGCGUGAGAGGGGGAGAGACAGGGACCGGGACCGAGACUGGGACCGAGAGAGGUUAGAGAGGGAGCGCGAGAGGGAGAGAAACCGGGAGAGGGAGCGGGAACGAGUGGAGAGGGAGAGGCUGGAACGAGAAAGGGAACCCAACGAGAAGAGCAGCAUUGGCAUGACCCAACACCAGCACAGAGAGAUGGCAGCUGCCAGAGGCGACAGUGAGAACAACCCAGGCGGCCCGCCGAAGAUCAUGCCAGUGUCAGGAAAACUGGAGCAGGCGAUGCAGAGCAACUCAGGCCUCGUCCGUCCCUCUGCCUUCAAGCCGGUGGUUCCCAAGAGCUUCCACUCCAUGCAGAACCUGGUGGGCCAGGCAGGAGGGGCUGGGAGCGAGGGCAAGACUGAGGCGAGGAGUGAAGGGUUCAGUGAGAGCAGAGGAGGCAGGAGAGGCAGGGACGGAGGAGGUGAAUCAGGAGAGGGAGGGAUGUCUGAUUCAGGUAGAAACUCCCUGACCAGCCUGCCCACCUACACGGGCUCUGGGUCUGGUUGUGGGCCCCCAGCAGUCCUGGGGCCUCUCAGUGCUUCCACCAGCCACAUCAAUAGGUUGGGCAUGGCUGGGGCAGCUGCAGGCCUGGACAAGCUUGAAAGGCCUGGCUAUCAGAACGGACUCAGCGCCUCAGACAGCGGCCGGUCGUCCUCAGGAAAGAGCUCCUCGUCCUAUCAGAGGCUGAGCCACCUGAGUGAUGCGCCUGCGCCUCUGCGCCCCUCCCCUUCCUCUGAUGAUGUCAUCCAGGACCUGGAGGACCGGCUGUGGGAGAAAGAGCAAGAGGUGCAGCACAUGCGCAGGAAUCUGGACCAAAGUGAGGCCGCCAUCAUUCAGGUGUUUGAGGAGAAGCAGCGGGUCUGGGAGCGACAGAUGGAUGAGCUGAGACAGAACUACGCUUCACGCCUGCAGCAGGUGACGCGACGGGCUCAGCGCUCCCAGACUGCCCUGCAGGCCCAGAUAGGCCGUCUGUCCCAGGACAAGAGGAGGCUCCAGGAGGAGAUGGCGGCUCUGUUGGCCCAGAGAGAGGACCUGGAGAGGAAGUGUCUGGAUUACAGGAAGGAGCAGGCCGACAUCUUGCCUCGUCUGGAGGAGACUAAGUGGGAGGUGUGUCAGAAGGCCGGAGAGAUCUCCCUGCUGAAACAGCAGCUGAGGGAGAGUCAGGCUGAAGUGACUCAGCGAGCUGGAGAGAUGGUGGCCCUGAGGGGGCAGCUGAAGGAGCUCAAUGCCCAGCUGAGGGAUCGGGAGGAGGCCAUGCUGGGCCUGAAGGACUCCUACAGCAACAAGAGUCUGGAGCUGGAGAAGUGUGAGGUAGAGCUGAGGAGGACUCUGUCAGAGGUGUCCAUCCUCAGAGAAAAGCUGGGUGUGUUUGAGGCAGAGGUGCUCAGUUUAAAGCGGGCUCUCAAUGAAGUGAGCAGAGGAGCAGAAGUUGUAAUAAGCCCGAACCUCGCUGCUGCAGGACUUUUGCCGCCAUGGGGCCUUGUCCACUGCCCACGCAACCCCACUGAGUCCUCGACCAACACCCUUACCCCCUCCGCUGAGACUCUGCUGAGUCUUCAGAGCGAUGAAGCCAAAGCCCAAAGGCAGGAGGCUCAAAGACAGGAGAGGCAGCAACGUGAAGAAGCUCAAUGGCGCGAAGUGCAGCUGCGGCAGGAUGCCCACAUGCUGCAGGAAAUGCAAAUGCGUCAGGACGCCCAGGGUCGGCCUGAGGCUCAACUCCGCCAGGAGGCCCAUCUCCGUCAGGAGGUUCACCUCCGCCACGAAGCUCAAAUCCGUCAAGAGGCCCAACUACGGCAAGAAGUGCAGCUGCGUCAAGAGGGCCAGCUCCGUCAGGAGGCCCAACUGCGCCAGGAAGUCCAGCUCCGUCAGGAGGCCCAGCUCCGCCAUGAGGCCCAAAUGCGUCAAGAAGCCCAGCUGCGUCACGAGGCCCAACUCUGUCAGGAGGUGCAACUGCGUCAGGAUGCCCACCAGCCACAGAGGGGCCAGGAGGGUCACUGGGAUGAAGCAGGGGAGCUGCGCAGGCAGCUCGAGCAGCUCCAGGCAGCUCUACGUCUGGAGCGGCAGCAACGGGAACGUCAGGCCCUCAACUUUGACCAGGAGCGCCACACCUGGCAGGACGAGAAGGAACGGGUUUUAAAAUACCAGGCUCAGCUGCAGCUCAGCUAUGUGGAAACGCUGCAGAAGAACCAAGCUUUGGAAAAACGUAUGGGCCAGUUGGGAGCCAAACCAUCCACACCCCUGUCUCCUCCGCCCAUACCCUCUAUUUCUGGCCCCAUUGCCCUCACCCUCUCCCCACCCUGUGAAGACCAGAAGGGCCCUCCUUCUCUCAACCAGCUGGCCCCUCCCUGGGCAGGAGCCUCCCGUCUGGAGAGGAUAGAGUCCACUGAGAUAUAG